This is a messenger RNA of Rhinopithecus roxellana (golden snub-nosed monkey), 2226 nucleotides long. Its product is annotated as arginyl-tRNA--protein transferase 1. Gene Ontology annotation, cellular component: cytoplasm. Lineage: Eukaryota; Metazoa; Chordata; Mammalia; Primates; Cercopithecidae. Gene Ontology annotation, molecular function: arginyl-tRNA--protein transferase activity. Gene Ontology annotation, biological process: protein arginylation. The coding region runs from base 99 to 1655 and encodes 518 amino acids. The record is from RefSeq and is a predicted model, not a curated record. The transcript has a single exon.
CGGCGCGCUGCAUUGUGGGGUGGCGGUGGCGGCGGCGGCGGCGGCGGCGGCUGCGGCUGCGACGCGGCGCCGGGCAGAGCGUUCGCGGGGCCGAGGCCAUGGCUUUCUGGGCUGGGGGUUCGCCCAGCAUCGUGGACUAUUUCCCCAGCGAGGACUUCUACCGCUGCGGCUACUGCAAGAACGAGUCGGGCAGCCGCUCCAAUGGUAUGUGGGCACAUUCCAUGACAGUACAGGAUUAUCAGGAUCUCAUAGACCGAGGAUGGCGAAGAAGUGGAAAAUAUGUGUACAAACCUGUCAUGAAUCAAACAUGUUGUCCUCAGUACACAAUAAGGUGCCGACCUUUACAGUUUCAGCCUUCAAAAUCUCACAAGAAGGUUUUGAAAAAAAUGUUGAAAUUUCUGGCUAAAGGGGAGGUUCCCAAAGGAAGUUGUGAGGAUGAGCCCAUGGACUCCACAAUGGAUGAUGCAGUUGCGGGUGACUUUGCAUUGAUAAAUAAAUUGGAUAUACAGUGUGAUCUUAAGACACUCAGUGAUGACGUCAAAGAGAGUUUAGAGAGUGAAGGAAAAAAUUCAAAGAAAGAAGAACCUCAUGAAUUACUUCAGGCACAAGAUUCCGUAGGAGAGAAGUUGGGCUCUGGUGAACCAUCACAUUCAGUUAAAGUUCACACAGUUCCUAAGCCAGGCAAAGGGGCUGAUUUGAGUAAGCCUCCAUGUCGAAAAGCAAAGGAAAUCCGGAAAGAAAGGAAAAGGUUAAAACGCAUGCAGCAGAACCCAGCUGGAGAAAUUGAGGGUUUCCAGGCUCAAGGUCACCCACCAUCUUUGUUUCCACCAAAGGCUAAAUCCAACCAGCCCAAAUCACUCGAAGAUUUAAUUUUUGAAUCUUUACCAGAGAAUGCAUCACACAAGUUAGAGGUGAGGUUAGUACCUGCCUCCUUUGAGGACCCAGAGUUCAAGUCGUCUUUCAGCCAGUCCUUUUCUUUGUAUGUCAAGUAUCAAGUGGCCAUACACCAGGAUCUACCCGAUGAAUGUGGAAAGACUGAGUUCACAAGAUUCCUUUGCAGUUCACCCUUGGAGGCAGAGACUCCCCCUAAUGGGCCAGAUUGUGGCUAUGGCUCCUUUCACCAGCAGUACUGGCUUGAUGGAAAGAUCAUUGCUGUGGGGGUGAUUGACAUCCUGCCAAACUGUGUGUCAUCUGUGUAUUUGUACUACGAUCCUGAUUAUUCGUUUUUGUCUUUGGGUGUCUACUCUGCACUACGAGAAAUUGCUUUUACUAGGCAGCUUCAUGAGAAAACUUCUCAACUCAGCUAUUAUUAUAUGGGUUUCUACAUUCAUUCGUGUCCCAAGAUGAAAUAUAAGGGUCAGUAUAGACCUUCUGAUUUGCUGUGCCCCGAGACAUAUGUUUGGGUCCCCAUUGAGCAAUGCCUGCCUUCACUUGAAAACUCCAAGUACUGCCGUUUCAACCAGGACCCAGAAGCAGUGGAUGAAGAUCGCAGUACGGAACCUGACCGAUUGCAGGUGUUUCACAAGAGAGCCAUCAUGCCUUACGGUGUUUAUAAGAAACAGCAGAAAGACCCAAGUGAGGAGGCCGCUGUUCUGCAGUAUGCCAGCCUGGUGGGGCAGAAGUGCUCCGAGCGGAUGCUGCUGUUCAGAAACUGACCUGUUCGCCUCUGCCGGGGGUUCCCGUGUUGUGCUGAUGGUUUGUGUCAGGGUGCUUACUCAGUACCUGUGGAGAAAUAACUGUCACCACCCACAAAUUAAGACAUUUUUUAUUUUGACUAUCUAUGGCUUUUAAAAAAUAUUUUGUGGCAAUGUAUCUGUGAGAAUCUCAUGGUUAAUAUAAAGAUUUUAAAACUGUGUUGUGACCUAGCCCCCGUAAUUGGGGUUUAUCAUUUUGGAGGUUUCUUUCUAGAGCAAGAUAUGCUCAGAUUCUCCUGUUUAAAUUUUGUACAAUGAAGAAGUGAAUCUAAGUAACUUAAUCACAGUUGUGCUUUUUUUUUUUUUUUUUUUUGGUUCUGUUAAAGAAAUUAAAACAGACUUUCCUCAGGCCCAUUUUAAACAUGAACUUAUGUUAGGAAACCUUAAGUAUGGGGAAGGUAGAAAGUUUGUUUCAUCACUUAGAAAAUAUGUCUUCUCAACAAAACUGUGUGCUGUUACUCAGUGUUCAAUAUUAAAUUGCUGCCAAAUGUUAUGUAGUUUAAUAGAGAGCUUGAAAAAAAUAAAACAUUAA